AUGGCGGCGGUGGUGGCGGGGCGGGCGGUGGCGGCCUGCGGUGCCCGCGCCGCCCUGGGGGCCCGCCGGGCCCGCGCCGCUCUCGCCCGGGCUGCCAGUGGCACCGCCGGCACCGAGGCGGUGCUGCGGGAGCGGCUGCGGCGCCACCAGGCAGCAGAGGGACCCCUGGGACACACCCCUGGCCCAGAGGAGGAGGAGGAGGAAGAGCGGCGGAGGCGGGAGCGGAUGGCGGCUGCCCGGCGGCUGGCCCUGCGCGUGGCGGGGCUGCUGGGCGCCAGCACUGGCGUGGCGAUCAUCUAUAUCUUUGGCAGCAACUCGGUCGAUGAGCACGGUGCCAAGAUCCCCGACGAGUUCGAUGGCGAUCCCGUGGGCAUCCAGCAGCUCCGUAGGACCUACAAGUACUUCAAGGACUACAGGCAGAUGAUCAUCGAGCCCACCAGCCCCAAGCUGCUGCCGGACCCCCUGCGCGAACCCUACUACCAGCCCCCCUACACUCUCGUCAUUGAGCUCACCGACGUCCUGCUGCACCCUGAGUGGUCGCUCGUCACCGGCUGGCGCUUCAAGAAGCGCCCGGGCAUCGAGAGCCUCCUCCAGCAGCUCGCUCCCCUCUACGAGAUCGUCAUCUUCACCUCCGAAACUGGCAUGACUGCCUUCCCCCUCAUUGACAGCGUGGACCCCCACGGCUUCGUCUCCUACCGCCUCUUCCGCGACGCCACCCGCUACAUGGACGGGCACCACGUCAAGGACAUCUCCUGCCUCAACAGAGACCCGGCCAAGGUGGUGGUGGUGGAUUGCCGGCGAGAAGCCUUUUGCCUGCAGCCCUACAACGGGCUGGCACUGCCCCGCUGGGACGGCAGCUCCGACGACCGCGCGCUCUACGACCUCACCGCUUUCCUCAAAACCAUUGCCCUCAGUGGGGUGGAAGACGUGCGGACGGUGCUGGAGAAUUACGCGCUGGAGGAGGAUCCGCUGGCGGCUUUUAAACGACGCCGGUCACAGCUGGAGGAGGAGGAGCAGCAACGCCUGGCCGAACUGGCGCAGGGCAAGAAGCCGACGGGGCUCUUCCUGGGCGCCCUGGCCGGCCGCCUCUGGCCGCGCUCCAAGCAGCAGUGACGUCAGCAUGAUGUCAUCGGGACGGUGCCGUGAUGUCAGUGGGACGUCGGCGUGAUGUCAGCAGCGCGAGGCCCGGAAAGGGGGGGACACGCACCCCGUUCACCAGUGCGGCGGGAGCAGGGGGUGAUGCGUCACCCGGACCUGGACGAUGCGG
This is a messenger RNA of Gavia stellata (red-throated loon), 1267 nucleotides long. RefSeq names its product translocase of inner mitochondrial membrane 50 (gene TIMM50). Bases 1 to 1113 code for a protein of 370 amino acids. Gene Ontology annotation, molecular function: phosphoprotein phosphatase activity. The record is from RefSeq and is a predicted model, not a curated record. The transcript is spliced from 11 exons. Lineage: Eukaryota; Metazoa; Chordata; Aves; Gaviiformes; Gaviidae.